Aricia agestis (brown argus) is the source of this 1380-nucleotide messenger RNA. It is a transcript of the gene Rnmt, whose product is annotated as mRNA cap guanine-N7 methyltransferase. Gene Ontology annotation, cellular component: nucleus. The record is from RefSeq and is a predicted model, not a curated record. Bases 24 to 1349 code for a protein of 441 amino acids. Gene Ontology annotation, biological process: 7-methylguanosine mRNA capping. The transcript has 2 exons. Gene Ontology annotation, molecular function: mRNA 5'-cap (guanine-N7-)-methyltransferase activity. NCBI's taxonomy places the organism in Eukaryota, Metazoa, Arthropoda, Insecta, Lepidoptera, Lycaenidae.
CAAAAACGCAAAAAAAAAACGCCAUGAAUUUGUCAAAAGUUCAGAACGAUGUUGAAGAAAAUGCGUCUACCAGUGUUAGUAGAAAGCGAAAACAUCAAGAUACUAUUCAAGAAUCUCAAAGUAAGGAGAAGGAAGGCCAUGUUUCGGUAGAUACUCAAAAAUCUGAAAGUAAGGAAGCAGCAGGCCAUAUUUCGGUAGAUACUAUUCAAAUAUCUGAUAGAAAACAUCAAGACACUAUUCAAGAAUCUGAAAGUAAGGUAAAGGAAGGCCAUGUUUCGGUAGUUGCGGCCCAUUACAAUCAUUUAGAGGAAAAAGGAAUUCAUGAAAGAUUCAAUUCCCCAAUUUUUUACCUACGAAAUAUAAACAAUUGGGUUAAAAGUGUUUUAAUACAAGAAUAUAUAGAUAAAAUACGUGAAAAAGAUUAUGGAAGACGACUUAGGGUUCUUGAUAUAUGUUGUGGUAAGGGGGGUGACAUGGGGAAAUGGCAAAAGUCUCGAGUAGAGCAUGUCGUAUUUGCAGAUAUAGCUGAGGUGUCUGUUAGACAAUGCCAAGAACGUUACAAUGAUUUACAAAAACGUGCUGGACAUUUGUUUUCAGCAGAGUUUAUAGCAGCCGAUUGUACAAAAGAUACUCUUAGAGACAAAUACAAAGAUCCAUCCAUAAGCUAUGACCUAGUCAGUUGUCAGUUUGGUUUACAUUAUAGUUUUGAGAGUUUAACACAAGCAAGACGCAUGCUCACUAAUAUAUCUGAAUGUUUAAAACCUAAUGGCUACUUUAUUGGUACAGUACCAGAUGCUUAUGAAAUUGUUACAAGAUGUCGAAAAUCAUCUAACAAUUCUUUUGGCAACAGUAUUUUCAACAUAAAACUGUUAUUUGAUCCAAAAGAUGGUUACCCGCUUUUUGGAGGCAAAUAUGAUUUUAAUCUAGAAGGUGUUGUUAACUGCCCAGAGUUUCUAGUAAAUUUUGAGUUACUUGUUAAAUUAGCAUCUCAGUAUGGGCUAGAAUUAGUGUAUAAAGCACGGUUUGCAGAUUUUUAUAGAGAGCAUUCAUCAAAGUAUAAAUCUUUAUUGCAUAAAAUAAUGUGUCUUGAGUCUUAUCCGGCUCCUCCAGGAAAGACAUUAAUUGCUGAGGAAUCUGAUUAUAAGCAUGCUAUGGAAUAUUUGGAGAAAUUAGAGCAAAGAACAGAAAAUACACAUCUAGGUACAAUGUCUCUAAGAGAAUGGGAGGCAGUUACAAUAUAUGUAGCUUUCGCAUUUAGAAAAUGUAAGAACACUUCAUGGACUGCAGAUGGAAAGCCUUUAUAUUUAAAGACUGGUCACAAAGACGAAUCUACCUCCAAAAAAGAUUAAAUGUUAAUUAUUGUUAUUAUAAGGGCAAUAA